Messenger RNA from Cynara cardunculus var. scolymus (artichoke), 1639 nucleotides. Its product is annotated as cytochrome P450 86A22-like. The transcript has a single exon. The coding region runs from base 1 to 1575 and encodes 524 amino acids. The record is from RefSeq and is a predicted model, not a curated record. Gene Ontology annotation, molecular function: heme binding; oxidoreductase activity, acting on paired donors, with incorporation or reduction of molecular oxygen; monooxygenase activity. NCBI's taxonomy places the organism in Eukaryota, Viridiplantae, Streptophyta, Magnoliopsida, Asterales, Asteraceae.
AUGGACUCAUCAACUGGUUUAUUGCUUUUAUCAGCUAUAGCAGCAUACAUGAUCUGGUUCAAGUCCAUCGUACGGUCACUGAGGGGUCCACGUGUAUGGCCCAUAUUUGGCAGCUUACCUGGCUUAAUUCAACAUGCCAACUGUAUGCAUGACUGGAUCGCCGAAAACCUUCGCACGUGCGGUGGCACGUACCAGACCUGCAUCUCUCCCAUCCCCUUUUUAGCUCGCCGCCAGGGUCUCGUGACAGUCACGUGCGAUCCGAGAAACCUUGAACACAUCCUCAAGGGCAAUUUCGACAAUUACCCAAAGGGUCCGACGUGGCAUGCUGUCUUCCAUGAUCUACUUGGUGAUGGGAUCUUCAAUUCUGAUGGUGACACGUGGCUGUUUCAGAGAAAGACAGCCGCGCUUGAAUUCACCACGCGUACGCUUCGUCAAGCCAUGGCUCGGUGGGUGAGCCAAGCCAUUAAGCUUCGGUUCUGCCCAAUUUUAGAAACGGCUCAACUUGAGGGAAAGUCGAUCGAUCUACAAGACCUAUUGCUUCGGCUUACUUUUGAUAACAUAUGCGGCUUGGCUUUCGGAAAAGACCCACAAACUUUAUCCCCGGGUCUCCCUGAGAAUAGCUUUGCAACGGCUUUCGACCGAGCCACUGAAGCCACUUUACAACGGUUUAUUUUACCGGAGACUCUAUGGAAGCUGAAGAAAUGGCUUGGGCUCGGGAUGGAGGUCGAGUUGAGCCGAAGCAUGAGAGACAUAGAUGAGUACAUGGCAAAUGUAAUCAAUACACGUAAGUUGGAGUUGCUGAGUAAGCUAGACGGUGGGACCCAUGACGACUUGCUUUCCAGGUUCAUGCGGAAGAAAGAAUCUUACACGGAUGCAUUUCUACAACACGUGGCACUAAAUUUCAUCCUAGCUGGACGUGACACGUCAUCAGUUGCUUUGAGCUGGUUUUUCUGGCUCGUGAUGGAGAACCCUAGAGUCGAAGAAGAAAUCCUGACUGAGUUGUGUUCAGUCCUGAUGGAGACACGUGGAAAUGACACGUGUAAAUGGCUUGAAGACCCCUUGGUGUUCGAAGAAGUUGACCGAUUGACUUACCUCAAAGCAUCACUAUCGGAAACACUACGUUUGUACCCGUCGGUUCCAGAAGACUCCAAACACGUGAUCGCCGACGACUUUCUUCCUGACGGCACCGUCGUCCCCGCCGGCUCAUCAAUCACUUACUCGAUCUACUCAACCGGUAGGAUGAAAUCCAUUUGGGGAGAUGACGUUCUGGAAUUCAGACCAGAGAGAUGGUUAUCGAAGGAUGGAAAGAAAUUCGAGAUCAAGGAUCAAUACAGAUUCGUGUCGUUCAAUGCAGGUCCACGAAUUUGUUUAGGAAAGGACUUGGCUUACUUGCAGAUGAAGUCGAUCGCCGCCGCAGUAUUGCUCCGGCACCGCCUCUCGAUCGUGAGCGGCCACCGCGUGCAGCAGAAGAUGUCAUUGACGUUAUUCAUGAAAUACGGGCUGAUGGUGGAUCUCCGCCCUAGGGAUUUGAGUCCGAUAGUGGCAAAGAUUGGUUGGCACGAGACGAGUGGUUAAAUUCAGACUAAAAAUAGAGUAUGCUUAUUGAUUAAGAUACACCGUCUGUCUGGUACAGAUUGUU